This is a messenger RNA of Apis cerana (Asiatic honeybee), 6587 nucleotides long. It is a transcript of the gene Larp4B, whose product is annotated as La-related protein 4B. The record is from RefSeq and is a predicted model, not a curated record. Gene Ontology annotation, molecular function: mRNA 3'-UTR binding. Gene Ontology annotation, biological process: positive regulation of translation. NCBI's taxonomy places the organism in Eukaryota, Metazoa, Arthropoda, Insecta, Hymenoptera, Apidae. Gene Ontology annotation, cellular component: cytoplasmic stress granule; cytosol.
AUUAACGAUUUUAAUUUAUACAUAUUUACUAAUAUAUUAAUAUAAAAAUUAAUAUAUAAAAUUUCAAUUAAGUGUCAAGUCUAUUACUUGAUUAUUUUUAAAAAUUUAAAUUUACCGGGCAUAAAUCAUAGUAAUCUAACCACCAGAUAUCACUGUAGUCGAGCAACAUAUUUACGACCCAUAAUGCACUGAGCUACGGCAUGUGCCUUUCUGUGUCGGCCAUUUUGUAGUUUCCUUGAGAAAUUGUGUUGAGUUGAUUCAUCUUCUCGGUAAGAAUUUUAUAAAAUUCUAAAACGGCGCGACUCACAUUGAUCCAAAUGAUGUAGAGGAUUGAGGGCAGAUGCUUAUGGCUAACUAUUCAUAGCUUGAGAACGAGGAAUAAGGUUGCGUUUUUUGCGCACAACCGUGUGCGCUCACGGUACUUACACCCGAAGAACGAGCCAGUAAACGAAGCUGCCGAGAACACCUAUUGAUAAAGGCACAUGGAAUCCGGGAUUGUUUCGGGAUGAAUGGUGAUUUCGGUAACGAUAUACGAUACGCAUAAGUGUACUGUCCAAGUGGUUGUCACCAUAUCUGCGUGCGUGAACGUGUUGGCCCGGCCAACGUCUCGCUCUAUAUUUGGCUAAUCGCAUCCAACAUAUUGCAUAUCUUGCCUUUUCAAAAUUUUUACUUUUCAUGCCGUAACCUUUUCCAAAGAACUAUAUCAGAAGGAUACAAUGUGACGUUUAAGUGUGAAUGCUUGACGAUUGCACAUUGAUAUUGAACAAGACCAAAUCUUAGCAUGUGGCACGGGUACGUGUACAUGAAUGGGGACAUUGGGAAGCUCCCACCAGGGGCGGUAUAUCCAGCCACCCCUGAACCUUUGGGUUCUGUUGGGGGUGCACUUGGAAGUACUGCAUCCAAUUUGGAAUAUAACAUCAUGAACGGUGUUCCAAGUGGAAAUGAAUUGAUAUUGGAGGCGGGUGUUGGUAAUUUAGAACCUCCACUGCAACAUGCUAUAGGUAUAGGGGCUGCAGGUUAUGGUCCAGUGGAUGUUGCUCCUUUAGGUGAUGUGCCAAAUCAACCUGCUCCAAUGGGUGACUUGUCUGCCCCUGGUAUACCAUUGGAACAACUUAAACAAAUGCUCUCUUCACAACUUGAAUAUUAUUUCUCCAGAGAAAACUUAGCUAAUGAUACAUAUUUAUUAUCACAAAUGGAUAAUGAUCAAUAUGUACCAAUAUGGACAGUAGCUAAUUUCAAUCAAGUAAAAAAAUUAACAAAAGAUAUAAAACUUAUAACAGAGGUUCUUAGAGAAUCUCCAAAUGUACAAGUUGAUGAAGAGGGUCAGAAAGUAAGACCUAAUCAUAAACGAUGCAUUGUAAUUCUUCGUGAAAUACCAGAUAGUACACCAUUGGAAGAUGUAAAAAAUUUAUUCUCUGGAGAAGGAUGUCCAAGGUUUAUUUCAUGUGAAUUUGCCCAUAACAGUUCUUGGUAUGUAACUUUUGAAUCUGAUGAAGAUGCUCAAAAGGCCUAUAGGUUUUUACGUGAAGAAGUUCGGGAAUUUCAGGGAAAGCCAAUAAUGGCUAGAAUCAAAGCUAAACCAAUGAAUAGGCUACCAAUCCCAGCAGUUGCUAAUGUGGGUGGAAUUAAAAAUGGUUAUAGAACACCGCCACCACCACCUGUUUAUGAUCCAAAUAGUUAUACAGCUGGUCAGCAACGUUUUCUUUAUACAAAUGGCACUACUAUGCCACAAACUACUAUGCCAGCAUAUGCCAAUCAGGUUCAUGUAUAUCAUCAACCAUUUUAUCCUCCUGGAAUGAUGCCUUGGGGACCUGCAAGUCCUGCUUAUUUUGAUAUGUCAGGUGUUUUCAUGAAUGGUAUUACACCACAUAAUACAUUUAAACCACAGAAUGCAAGAUAUAAUCCUCGUCACAGAAAGCAAAGAAAUGGAUCUGAAAGACCAGGCUUGAUGGAUAGUGGUAACAUGGUGCCAAUGGGACGCACUUCACAUCCACCUAUAAGUGGGGCACCAAUAUCUUUAGGAGCAACAGUUCCGACAUUUACUUCAAGCUUGCCUACAGUGAAACCAACUUCUUCCUACCAAACUGGCACAAAGUUCCAUUCCUCACAUACAAUUGUAGCAACUGGAGAGACUCACUAUAAUAGCAGUCACACAAAAGGAUCCCAAGAAAAUGACACUCAAACUCUAGACUCUGGAGUACAAUUUCCGCGUCAUCGUAUGCAUCGUAGGACCAAAGACCAAGAGUCAUUAUCAAAGGCUAAUAGUAGCCCCUUACCGUCAAUCAGAGAAUCUACUCCGGCCAGUAAUAAUAACACUCAAUGUAAUCGAGGGAUACAAUUCGAUUUGGAAGCUUCUGCUUUCCCUCCUCUUCCUGGCCUAGAUGCUGAUCUUGCAAAAUCCCAUAAUGCUUCAGUAGAAACUGUUGGUACAGAUUGUACGCAAUCGCAGAAUAGGCUUUCAGAUGUAGUUAAAGGUACUGCAAAAUUGAAAAGCAUCAAAGAAAAAGAACCUACAGGAACUUCACAACAAUACCAUCAACAAGCGACAAGUAACAGCAGUAGGUCUGCAAGUCCAGGGUCAAGUGCUGGUGGUCAUGCUGGUUCGCUAGAAGCUCCAACUGGUUCUGGCAGUACAUCAACUACUCCUGUUGCAUCUACAAAUGUCAGCUCUAAUGCUUCUGCUAGCAACAAUGACUCCACAGACAUCGCUCUCAGCACCAUCACUCUCACUCCCCCGUCAUCUCCUGAUAAAUCUGUAAAGACUGAUGAUUCAAACAUGGUGAAUGGAGUGGACGAGGCUGUUUCAAAUGCACACACAGUGGAAGAUUCUGAACAAGUAUCUAGGUGUGAAUGUAAUAUCCCUACUGCCUCACAAAAUUCCCAGUCACAAGUGGGAGUGACUUCUACUUUUCCUGUUGACCUUACAAGACCGAGUUAUGCUCAAGUAGCACAACACUGUCGCGAACUACCUUGUACAAAACAUAAGACAGAUGAAAGAGAUGGAAAUGUAUAAAUCAAUAUAUACUAUUGCAGUGAAUUUCAAUAUUUAGCUGUUAUUCUUCAUCUGGAUUAUAUGGAUUAUGUACCACUGCUUUUUAUCCUACACUGGAUAUAGUGGGUAUGAAGAAAACUUUUUACAUUGUACAGUGACUUCGCCUACAAUGAAUGUGGUAUCAAUUAACUAUGAAUCAUAAAAAAAUUGUUUGAAGAAACUCUAAUUCGCUGCAUAUUUAAAAAAAUACGUUUGCUGGCAGGAUAAUACAUUGUGUAGAAGAGUAUUGUUAUUGCUUUUGUUCUGUGAUUUUGGAGGUACAUAUUUGUUAGCUUGUAAAAAUGUUAAACUAAGGUAUUAAUCUUUUAAUUCCUUUCUCCUCUCCCCUUUCAUAGCACAGGGCCGUAACUGGGAAAUGUUUAUCUUUGUGCCAAACCUUGCUAUGUGCGUACAGCUUAAUGAAUGUUCAGAGUGCAACGAAACUUAUUCUCAAACAGAAUUCUGAUUUAAAAAAAAAACGAAAAAAAGAAUGUAAUUUCUAAAACAGAUAAAUCAUAAGGAUACUUAAUUUGAAAAAAAUUAAUAUAUUUCUGUUUUCAUGUAAUUUUAUAUAUUUCAUUUACAUUAUUUAUAAACAAGAUUUGCAUAUUUUCCAGAAUAUUGAUGACAAUUAUAAUAGAUGAUAUUAGAAUAUAAAUAAUUAAUAUACAAAUGAAAUAUUUACGGUAUCAUGUAUCUGUGUUUUUAUUUCUAUGCAAAAUUUGAAGUAAAAGAAAAACAACAAAUUGCUUUAUUGAUAUAUAUAUAUAUAUAUAUAUAUAUCAUUCGUGGUUUCACAAUUAUUUAUAAUGAUAUAUAACUUAUCUUAUUUGAGGAAAAUAUAAAAAAAUUACUAACAUUUGUUGUAGGUUUUAAAUUAAUUAUAAAAUCUAUAUUCUAGUAUUUUUUUUAUCAUAUUAUUUAUGGAUAAAAACGAUAUUAAAAUAUUUUGUAAUUAUUUCAUAAAUUACAGAUUAAUUAAAGUCUAAUUGCAUUCAAUUAUUUACAAAUUAAAAAUUAUUAUUGGUUUGUUAUAUUUUCUUUAUUAUGUUUAAAUACUUAAUAAUUAAUAUUCUUAAUAAUAAAAUUUAUUAUAAAAAAAAAGUAUUUAUAAUCACAUCAUAUUUAUCUAGAAUAUUAAAAAAUACGUGUUAAAUGAAUUGUGUAUAUUUGUCUCACAAUAAUAUCAUUAUAUUAUAAAGCAAAAAUAUAAAUUUGAUAUAUUUACUCAUAAAAUUAUUUAUAGUUUCUAAAAUAUGAUACAAGACAAAGAAAAUAAUAUAAACAAAAUUAAAUAGAAUAUUAGUAUAUUUUGAAAAUAUAACAUUCCAUGUUGUUUCAAAUACAUUUUAAUUCCUAUUAAAAGCUUUAAAAUUUGUAUUUCAAAUAAAUCAAAAUAAAUUAUAAUAAUAAAACAUUGUUGUUUAAUAUUGUUAUUGAUAUUCUGGAAAUGGUAUUAAAUAUAUCUUAUGUUUAUUUCAAGAGAAAAGAAAUUGUUAUGACAUAUUUAGGCACCUAUUUACGGCACUGACUUUUCUGUUUAAUAUUAUCGUUACAUGAAAUAAUAUACAAUUUAGAAUUAUGCUUUGGCAGGUAAUAUAAGAGUUAUCAGAAACAUGGUCUUUGAGCACACGUUUAAGUGCCUCAAAAUGUUGUGUAUAUUACAGGAGCUUGGCUUUAGAUGUUAUAUAAUUAUAUGUACCUAUACAUUAUAGUAAAUAACGCAUAUGAUAUAUUUGUUACUGAUAUGCGUACAGAAAUUGAAAUACUAAUGAAUAUUAAAGGAAAACCAAUCUCCUGAACUAUAAAACAAUUAUUACCAACAUAUAUAAUUAUACUUUACAUUUAUAAUACUGCCUUUUAAUUUUUUAUAUCUGAAAUGAUUAGUCGCAAUGUUGGAUAUACAGAAAAAUUUAUUGUCAAAUGUAAAUGCAUUAAAAUAUUAAUUAUUUCAGUUUAAAUCGUGGUGCUGUAAACACUUUGCUUUAGUCUCAGUCUUGUAGCACAACUUAUAAUAUACUUUCAAAAUUUGAUGUAAUACAAUUGAUUACAUCAAAAAACAAGUACAGUAUAUAUAUAUAUACACACAUAUCUUUUCAUUAGUAAAUUCACUAAAAAGUUUGAUAUUUUAUAUUAUUAUUGAAUGUAAAUGUGUCACAUUGUUUUGCUAUCGUUUAUUUUUCCUGUUUUCUUUGUUUUUUUUUUCCUUUUUUGUAAUUGGGAAUAAUAUAAAAGAAACAUAUUAAAAUGAGAUAUCUUAGAAGAAAAAUGAAACUAAUUUUGACUGCAAUAUAUUCUUUAUUAUUUUUUUCUAAUUCAUACAAUGUAUGAAUUUAGUUCAAUUUUUAAUUAUGUCAGUUAAUAAUAAAGUUUAUUUUUUUGCAGUUAUAUAAAUGAAAAAUUGUUUCAUUAAUGGUACAUUCUGUAUGUGCAUAGUAUUUUUAUUUCAAAUAAGAUCGAUGUUGUUUAAUGCUAUAUGUGUAUUUUUAAUACUUUAAAAAAUCGAAUAAAAAUAACAAGGAAAUAUUUAAUAAUUAAAUGAUAUAGUAAUUCGUCAAUUUACUUAGUUUAUAUAAAAUGUACAUUAAUGUGAAUUUACUGAUAAAAAGAUUAAUAUAAAUACAAAAAAUAUACAUACGUAUAAAUAUACAUAUAUUAAUAUAUGCAUACACAUACAUAUAUGUAUAUAUUUAUGUACGUAUGUAUGAAAAUUGGAUAAACAUUACAAUUUCUUGAUAAUGGAGUUUUAAAAAACAUAAACAAUGUUAAAAGUGAUUUGUCUUACUUUAUGCGUUACCCUAUAAAUUAUGUAUAGCUAAUUAUGUGUAUGCUUUGAAUAUUCGUUUUAAUUAUUGCUACGAAUGAUAUGUAAAAAAUUUGAAAGUUGAUUCCUCUCUAUACAUUGUCUUUACUAAAUGUAUGGAAUUUAAUGUAAGAAAUACUAAGCUGUUGGUAUAUUGCAUACUUGUAUAAUAUAAAAUGAAAAAUAGCACCAAUACCUUGGAUCGUAAUGAUCAUUUGUUUUUUUCAAUAAUAAAUUAUAAAGUUAUGUGAAAUAAUUAAUUGUAAAAUGCACAAACUGGAAUAUUUUAAGCUUUAUAUAAGCAAAAUUGAUAUAGUGAAAAUUUUUAUGUUAAUAAAUUAUAUGUAAUUAAUAAAAUAUAUAAUGAUUUUAAAUCAUUACAUAAAUAAAAUCAUAAUAUUAUAAUUCGAAUUCGAAUAUUAACAUGGUCCAGGGUAAGGGUGAUAAAUUGAAAUAAAAUUGUGAUUGGAAUGUAAGGAAAAAAAUACAUUAGAACUCUGUUCUUUUUUAAUAAUCUCGUCACAAAAAUCGUGGCUGAUAAACUUACGUUAACUCAUCCAUCAGAAUAAACUGUGAUUAGAUUGAAGUCCAACAGAAAUACAAUGUAUAACGUACUCCGUUUCAUAGGCUGCAGGCCUAGAAAGUCUGAUUUUUUAACUACUAUGGAAACUUGUGUAUUAUAAUAUGAUCUAUGACGUUUGUUUAUUACUAUGUAAAGUGACAAAUUUCAAAAUUAAACAUUAAUUACUGUUA